Molecule: messenger RNA, 1353 nt
Organism: Guillardia theta CCMP2712
Lineage: Eukaryota; Cryptophyceae; Pyrenomonadales; Geminigeraceae
Exons: 3
Coding region: 1-1353 (450 amino acids)
Source: RefSeq, a predicted model, not a curated record
AUGGAUAAUGUGCCUAUGCCGUAUUGGUAUGUCUGCUUGGAAAUUCUGGACGGGUCUCAAAGCAGUGCUGAAAGUUGUUUCAAAUUUCAUAUUCCAGUCAAGCCCAGGAAUGUGCAAAAUUGUACUCUGAGAGGGAACGGCCCUCUCUACAGAAGAAAUCCUAUGUCAAAUUCAACAUGUGCCAUGCACGCACUGCAGUCCUCUAGUAAGGUCGGUGUCGGCCAAAAAUUUGAAGCUUUCGCCUACUUUGAAGACUUGACAAGCGACGGGACUGAGGCAUGUGCGCUGUGUGAUCGUUUGACAAUAUCAACGCGCUCGGAUCCUGGAUUGCCAAACAAUCUUCUGCUUGACCAGACAUUUGGGGGACCUGACUCUGCCCGUUGGCCCUCCAUGCGGUCAAACUUGGUUGGAGUCUACUAUGGUGUAGGAGCGAUACAAGAAAGCUAUCAAUACCUGUACAGUCGGAAGAUCUUGUUCCAACCAGACAUCCAGCAAGUUGGGUUGAAGUACGCCAUAUGUCUGAAUGCUACAGAGCAACACUCGCCUGGUGCCGGGACGUGGCCAUCAGCAUCAGCAGAACAGUGCUUCACGCUCGAGGUAGUCAAGCCGAAUCUUGAACUAUUCCUUGAACCCCACAGCGACAUCAAUCUCAACCCGAACGCUCCGCUGAAGAUCACCGUACAUUCAAGAUGUCGCUACUCAUGGAAGUUUGCAAUGAAGGACAACAACGAUGUUGACUUCAUGUUGACUGAACCUGCGGCUGGCUACCAAAGAGGCUACUACACGCCCAAUCUUUCGGUCGAUCAACUGGCAACCACCCUCCCUGGUUCAUCGCUCGCGCGGAAGGAAAAAAUCCUCUUCUGCCAGGACUACUCGACCUUCAACUGUCCGAUCCAGGACAGGUACAACAAGACGAUGCAGUACUUGGAUUGGACUGUUCCCGCGGGGCUGGAGGCGCAGGACUUCAAUGUUUGCUUCGACAUCUCGGACGAGGUUUACAUGCUGGACAAGCAGCUCGUUGGCUGCAUCAGCUUCCAUGUUGAGAAGUGCAAGACGUGCGUGUCGCCCGCAGACACCUUGUACUCCCUCGCACUCGAUUUCCAGACGGACUGGUUGCAGCUCUGGGGGGCCAACUCGAUGAUCAGAGACCCGAUGAACAUCACGGAGACGCAGGUGCUCAGCCUCGGGCCCAUGCUUGAGGUCUACGCCACUCACAGUGUGGAAGUGGUGUUGAAGAGGUUCCGCAUGAACGAGACUUCCUUCAGGAGGCUCAACCCAGACAUAGUCGGGACUGUUGUCCUCGCGGGCAUGCAGAUCUGCUUGGCUCCUCUCGUGUGCCUGCAGGGAGUCUAG